UCACCUCAAACCUCGGCGAAACAAGUCGCGUUUUUUUUUCGCCCUUUCGUUUUUUUAAAGAUGUUACAUCAUUCGUUUCGUGCGGAUCUGGUUUAAAAUUUCUGGAAUUCUUCUAGCAGUGGAUACAAAUUCCAACACAUGUUUCCAUUUUGCAUGAAAAGGUUGGAACCCAAUUGGACGCAGGCACGGUAACCUACAACAGGUGUGUUGCUCAUGCCCCCCCCCCCCCCCACCCCAGUGAGACGUGCCCUGUGUUCAUGUGAGCCGUUUAGUCGGGAGGCCAGACGCCAUUGUGUUUACAUUCUGGUUACUGACGACUUCUCCAACGGCUUCUUGGUAAACAAGAAGACGCCUGUGUUGAGUGAGGACAAGUUCAAGGUCGAGUGGCUCACUAAAAGAAACAUUCCUACCCGCCAGCCUCUCAGUGACUUCACGUCUGCUAUAAUAGUCGCAGCAAACAGUCGUCUGCUCAUAGUGUGAGUAAAACCUGGCAAGUCUGAGCGCGUCACAUUUUCAUGCCUUCAAAUUGUUUUUGUCUACGUCAUUUUCACACCAAGACAAGUGUCGUCUGCUAGCCAGACACGAGUUCCCGCCCCCACCCCAGAGCCUCACCAUGGUGACGGCCAUGAAGGAGGUGACCUACUUGAAGUGUGCGGUGGUCGGGGACGACGCCGUGGGUAAAACGAGCAUGCUCAUGGGAUAUGCCACUAACCGCUACCCCACCCAACACGUGCCUUCAGUCUUUGAUAACUAUGCUGGGUCUCUCAAGAUGGCUGGCCGACAGAUCCUUAUGCACAUCAUAGACACUCAAGAAUAUGAAGAGAACCCGAUGUUCCGUCAAGACCUGUACGUAGGAACACACGUCAUCUUCGUCUGCUUCUCCGUCAUCCGGCCUGUCUCGUUACGUCACGUGGAAGAUGUGUGGCUGCCGGAAAUACGCUGCCACGCCCCCACCACGCCCUUUAUUCUAGUCGGGGCUCAGGCAGACCUGAGGUCGGCGGAAGCCAUCGUUGAGAUGCUGGCCACAACUGACCAGCGUCCCGUGACCACAGCAGAAGGCGCGGCGUUCGCCAGACGUGUUGGCGCGGCUUGUUACAUAGAGACCUCACCGGAAGUGGAGAAAAACGUACGGAAACUGAUCAAUGGCGCCAUCGCUUCUGUUCUCAAGGUCAAGGAGAGUGACUCGGUUUCCUGCUCGAUUCUGUAGAGAUCUUGCAGCAGACAAUCUUCGCCGUUUGUUCAAAUUUGUUGGGUAAAAUCAAAUUUGAGUUAACAACUUUCAGACGCACAAUAUAGUUCUUUGCUAAACAAUAUGGACAUAUGCCAAACAAUAUGAACAUUUGACAUACAACAUUUGUCCUAUGGUUUUGGUAUUAUUCGAUGAGAUGUUGCUCUCAAUCAGACAAGCAUACAGAUCUGAUUGAACCAGCAAUAAACAUAACCUUACAGGCUAACAGAUACCUUCACAGUUGGGCAGGCUGAGUCUACUGUACCUUCACAUUCGGGCAGGCUGAGUCUACUGUACCUUCACAGUUGGCCAGAUAAAACGUGUCUUCUAUGUAAACCUGUGUGGCCAGGUUUCUUGUCCCAUGUACACAUCACUCAGUGCCUAUAGAAACAUGUCUAGUCAUUUUACUAACCCGCAACAAUACGGAUACACCAGGCUAUUCUCAUUCCUUCGACGACUUCUCAUGUGUGUAAAUACAAAUUGAUAGUUGUGACAUGCCAUUUCUCAUGUGUGUAAAUACAAAUUAACAGUUGCGACAGGUCAUUUCUCAUGUGUGUAAAUACAAGUUGGUAGUUGCAACAGGCCAUUAUAGGUUGCUCAGGUUAACAUGUUGUUAUCAAAACUAGUGCAACGUGGCAAUUUGUUAUUCCGUUCUUGAAGUGCCUAGAGAAUAGAAUUCUUGUAACUUGUGACGUCUAUUGAAACACUUACUUCCCCGAUGAGACGUUUGCUGGAGCAGAGAGACCUUAACCAGAGGGCUGUAGUUGAGUCAGUGGGUCGGGUGUCACCCGGUGCGGCACUUAAUGGUGUCACCUCCAGAGGCGUA
Messenger RNA from Physella acuta, 2054 nucleotides. RefSeq names its product rho-related GTP-binding protein RhoQ-like. Gene Ontology annotation, molecular function: GTPase activity; GTP binding. Gene Ontology annotation, biological process: small GTPase-mediated signal transduction. NCBI's taxonomy places the organism in Eukaryota, Metazoa, Mollusca, Gastropoda, Physidae. The record is from RefSeq and is a predicted model, not a curated record.